Molecule: messenger RNA, 3784 nt
Organism: Callithrix jacchus (white-tufted-ear marmoset)
Lineage: Eukaryota; Metazoa; Chordata; Mammalia; Primates; Cebidae
Gene: GPATCH11
Product: G-patch domain containing 11
Cellular component (GO): kinetochore
Molecular function (GO): nucleic acid binding
Source: RefSeq, a predicted model, not a curated record
AGCGCAGUCACCACGUCCUCCUAGCCCAGUCGACCCGGUUUCCAAUUCAGUCUGCGCUCGGAAACUGGUGGGAGGCGAGGCCCGGAAGUCCGACGCUUGUCCUUGGACGCCUGCGCAGCGCGCGCUCCCGGGAGCUGAACCAGGGUGAGCACAGAGCUAUCAGAUACUAUAGCCAUAUGAAGUUGAACAUGGCAGAAGAAGAGGACUAUAUGUCUGAUUCCUUCAUUAACGUCCAAGAAGAUAUCAGACCAGGAUUGCCAAUGCUAAGGCAAAUCCGAGAAGCCCGUCGAAAAGAAGAAAAGCAACAGGAAGCUAAUUUGAAAAACAGGCAGAAGAGUUUAAAAGAAGAAGAACAAGAAAGACGUGACAUUGGGUUGAAGAAUGCACUAGGCUGUGAAAACAAAGGGUUUGCCUUGCUCCAAAAGAUGGGAUACAGAAGUGGACAGGCACUUGGCAAGAGUGGGGGUGGUAUUGUUGAACCGAUUCCUCUCAAUAUCAAAACAGGGAAAAGUGGCAUUGGUCACGAGGCAUUAUUAAAACGGAAAGCAGAGGAAAAAUUAGAAAGCUACAGAAAAAAGAUUCACAUGAAAAACCAAGCUGAAGAAAAAGCUGCAGAACAGUUUCGACUGCGACUUAAAAAUAAGCAAGAUGAAAUGAAGCUAGAAGGAGAUCUCAGAAGAAGCCAGCGAGCCUGUCAACAAUUGGAUACCCAGAAAAAUAUUCAGGUUCCCAGGGAAGCAUGGUACUGGUUGAGGAUUGAAGAGGAGACUGAAGAAGAUGAAGAAGAAAAAGAAGAGGAUGAAGAUGAAUAUAAGAGUGAAGAUUUAAGUGUACUGGAAAAAUUACAAAUAUUGACUAGUUAUUUAAGAGAAGAACAUCUGUAUUGUAUUUGGUGUGGAACAGCCUAUGAAGAUAGAGAAGACCUAUCUUCAAAUUGUCCAGGACCAACUUCUGCAGAUCAUGACUAAGGUCAUUCCCAAUAAAGUGGAAACUUGAAAAAUGUUAUUUCCUAGGGAUAGACAGUUCAGCAAUUAGAAAUCCCACAUUUUUUAUGCCAGUAAAGAAAUAGGGGACUUUAUAUAAUGUUUUGUUCUUUUUGUACUUUAGUAUAUGAGUGUUCACUGACUUGAAAAAAAUAUUGCAAUGCCAUUUCAGAACACAAGUAUCAUAGAGAUGGACAGUUAAAAUUUAUUGCUGUAUUUUGAUACCUGAGCGGUUUGAGGACCAACAGGUAACUCUCUUAUUCCCCUUUUACUUUGGAACAAAUUAAGAAAUAAAAAAUGGGAGUCAGGAAAAGAAAAAUAUCUACUUUAUCAGUGAAUAAGCUGAAAUAGAGAAGAAGAUUGACUUUUUCUCCAAUCAGACACUAAUAUUUCUCCCUGAUUGGAGAGAAUGGUGGCCCUCUGCCUUGUAGGGGCAGAGCCCAUCUUUGCAUUCUGAGACCAGUUAGCUUUCAAGGUCAGGGAAACCAUCAGGGGCUGGACCACACAUGCUCAGUUCCUUCUAGUAUCUCCCAUAGGAUAAGACAGUUCUCUGUUGGGAAGCAAUGAAUGAGGGUUCAGAGAGCUUUUUCCUACACUUCUCACUUUGAAGGAGCAAAGAGAAGUUCCCUUCCCUCCAUCCAAGCAUGAAGUGGAGGGGAAAAGUAUUCCCCUGAAUAAGACUGAUGUCAGAGGCAGUGUUCCAUCAGUACUACUAAAUUCUAAUCCAUUUUACACACAAAAUAACUGUGAUAAUUUCUGGUAAAAUCAUGAGCUUUAAUGACAACAUCUAUAUCCAUUAUAUGUGAUCUGUUGAAGUUUUGGCUAUAGAAACUUAAGAAUUGUGAGGAAACUCAAAUUUCAUGUGAUCCCAGUACUCACUGAAUUUAGAAACCCCUUGAUACCAUUCCCAGCAGGUGAUAAUUCAACCUUUGCUUUUAUUCUUCCAGCCACAGAGCUCACUGCUUAAAACUAUUCCAUUACUGGGUAGCUCUAAAUUAUUUUCAUGGUUUUCUCUUAAACUGGAAUCUGCUUCCCUGUAAUUUUACUGAAUACAGCUAAGGACAUACCAUGUGGCAUACUAUGAGAGAGCUCCAUCCAGGGUGAGGCAUCAAAAUGAUGAACAUUUUUGCAAGUUCAUAUGCUCAGGUGUCUUUCCUAGUGAUUGAUUUUGAUUUAUCUAGUCUAAGGUAGUUCCCUGGAUAUCUGUAUCUAUUAUUUAUUUUGAAGUCCCAAGAAUGAGUGAUAAGCACCUAAGGAUAAGAACUAGUGCUGAGGUUAAGUAUGGAGCACCACUGUUCUUUGGAUAGAGUUGUGAUCACCUGUGUGAUUUUAUAGCUCACCUUUUAGUUGCAUUGAGCAAGAGAUCAACCUCCUCUUUUAUUAGAAACACCACACAUAAGAAAAUCACAAAAACCUACACUUGCUAGGGUAAGAAAAUCAGUAGUACAACUUGUAUGAAUCUCUGACCUAAUAUGACCCAAUUCAUUUUUCAAGUUUAACUUGGGGAACUUUACAAAAUAAUAAUAAAAGGAUCCCACCCCAAAAGAUUCUGAUGCCAUUGGUCACUGUGACUUGGGCAUCACUGCUCUUGAUUCUAAAAUGUAGCCUAGCUUGAACCACUAAUCCAGUUAACUUCUGGGCCUCAGUUCUUCAUCCAGAAAACUAACCAUUAUUUUUAUGAAUGUGUGUAUACACACACACACGCACACACACAAUAGUUAUAUGGUUGGAUGCUGUUGGUUAAUAUUUACUUUAUUGUUUAAAAAAAUAAAUUAUAAAAUUGGCCAAGUGCAGUGGCUCACUCCUGUAAUUCCAGCACUUUAGGAGGCCAAGGCAGGCCUUGAAGCCAGGAGUUUGAGCCUGGCCACCAUGGUGAAACCCCAUCACUACUAAAAGUACAAAAAUGAGCUGGGUGUGGUGGCACAUGCCUGUAAUCCCAGAUACUCAGAAGGCUGAGGCAUGAGAUUUGUUUGAACCUGGGAGGCAGAGGUUGCAGUGAGCUGAGAUUAUGCUGCUGCACUCCAGCCUGGGUGACAGAGCAAGACCCUGUCUCAAACAAACAAACAAAAAAUAUAUAUAUAUACACAAAACGCAUAUAUAUGUAUAUGUAUAUAUAUAAUUAUAUUCCUAGCUACUAAUAAAACAGAGGAGCACAUUUUACCCUUGCAAUACUUUGUUAUUAUCAGCCAACAUAACAACUUUCAGUCAAAUCCCAAAGCUGAAUGGACAAUUUCAGAUGGAAUUGAGUUAGACAGGAACUGGCUUCCCUUUCUCCUCUUACUAUGGGGACAACCCACACCUGCUCCAUGGCCUAAAAUAUUUUAAACAUGUUGAUAACAAUUAUGCUGAUAAUGCCAGAAUAACACUGAUGGAACCCAUGACUUCACCAGGAUUGUGGUCUACAUUUACAGGCCUAGGAAUAAAACUAGACCAGCUUAGAGUGUGGGAGAUAUCCUUCUGUUCUUGUCUAUCGAAGGAUAAAAAUCCAGGCUUUCAGCCAGGUGCGGUGGUGCAUGCCUAUGGUCCCAGCUACUCAGGGUGAGGUUGGGAAUCCCUUGAACCCAGGAGUUUGAGAUCAGCCUGGGCAAUAUAGUGAGAGACCCUCAUCUUAAGGAAAAAAAAAUCAGGCUUUCAAUAUGAAUAAAAACUUAUUUUUAGGUCUUUAAUGACUUUAUACAUACGCAACAAGGAACAUCAAGGGAACCAAAACAUUGAAAAGAAUUUUAAAAUUUGUUUGAGAACAUUCAUAUGAAAUUUGAAACUGUAAAACAAUGUAAAAUAUACUACCACGUUGUCAUUUA